This is a messenger RNA of Coniophora puteana RWD-64-598 SS2, 615 nucleotides long. RefSeq lists its product as uncharacterized. The transcript is spliced from 5 exons. The record is from RefSeq and is a predicted model, not a curated record. NCBI's taxonomy places the organism in Eukaryota, Fungi, Basidiomycota, Agaricomycetes, Boletales, Coniophoraceae. Bases 1 to 615 code for a protein of 204 amino acids.
AUGCUCAACAAGCAUCUCCCUGUUAACUACAACACAGAUGUUGACAACAAGGACCUGGCAGCCAUGGAAUCAGAUGAUUACAGCAAGUCUGGCAUGUUUGAGGAUGGAGAUGCAGGCAUUGAUGAGGUGGAUACUCUGGUAAGCUUGGCAGGGAUGAAGUCUCAUCAGUCAGCUCUCGCAAAGUCGUUAAGAUUGUCAGCUCCCCGGCUUGCUGACAAGCGUUUCGAUGUUCGUACUUGUUGGAACUCAACACAUGCAAUGAUGGAACAUGCUCUGGCACUUCACAGGGCAAUCAACAUGUGGGUCAGCAAAUGUGACGAGCUCUCCACGGAGUUUUCGAUCUCUCCCGAUGACUGGAAGCAGAUCACAACACUUCAUGUGUUGCUUCAGCCAUUUACAACUACAACACGCUUGAUUUGUACUGGGCAGGACCCCACACUUCCAUGGGUACUGCCAAGCUACGUAACAAUGCAGGAGCAUCUGGAAAUGUACAUCCACAGCAAUGACUUUGGCCUUGACAUCCGCAAAGCUGCAGCCACUGGCAAAGCAAAGCUGACAAAAUACUAUGAGUUUGCAAAAGGGUGUCAGCAUAAUACUCUUGCUGUCGGUGUGUAG